AUGAAGAAGCGGUCUCGUGCUUGUCAAGAAUGUCAUCGAUUAAAGAUCAAAUGCGAUCUAAGUACCUCCCCUGCAGGAGCGGCAUGCGAGCGAUGCACCCGCAACAACCUGGAGUGCGUGCCAUCCGCGCCACGUCUGCAGCGCGAUAGAAUCAGUGAGCUCGAAGCCGAAGUCGACGAGCUCAAGCGUACGCUGCGGGAGCAGAGCAGUAGCACAACCACUACUUCAAGCAUAUCACCCGGAAGUCUACUGGAGGACCACGACGAGCUUAUUCUAUCAUUUCUGGACGCCCGCAUACCGCUGGGAAGACAACAAGACUUGCUCCAUCUCUUUACACAAGAGGCAGGAGCGACAUGGCCUGUAAUCCGGCUAUCUACCGACUUGGACCAGCUGCGCGUAAAAUCUCCGAUCCUACUGCUCUCCGUUUUGACAUAUACUGUCACGCACAAUGCGCAAGGCACAGAUCUUGAGAUACACGAUGAGCUCGUGCGACAAACAGUACACAUUCUUGGUGAAGAGGUCAUUGGCAGAGGGGAGAGAUCCCUUGAGCUCGUGCAGGCGCUACUCGUGGCUUCCUUCUGGAACAAAAGUACGCGAAGAGGGGCCCAGGGGAGCUGCUAUCAGCUCAUACAAUUGGCUGCUGAUAUGGCCGUUGACAUCGGGAUUGCUGGACCCUCCCUGCAGCCCUCUCCUGUGGCGUUCUUUAGCCACCACGAGGAUCCAACAUCACUUGAAGCACGGCGUACCUGGCUAGCCUGUUUUGUGGCACUUGCGACAUCUUCCUUCAGUAUGCGUCGGCCUAAUACAAUACCGUGGAAUCCACACCACCACGAAUGCCUAUUAGCCCUCGAGAGUGGAGGGGACCCGUCUGACGUUUUGCUUUGCCAGAUCGUUCGCAUCAUCCAAGUGAUGCAAGAGAUACACGACCAGUUGGGUUUAUGCCAAAUAUCCGCUUUCUUAGACGGCAAUGACUACGCUAUAUACGCUGCAAUGGACACUCUGAAGAGCAGAGUAGACAUGUGGGCAGCCCAAAUACCACCUGACCUCACGUCAUCACAAUUGCUAAAAGUUUUGUACCACGUGGCCAUGGUCUUUCUCUACGAACCUAUACUGCACACGCCUACCAAUAAAGCAGCAUUCGUACCGCCGUUCAUUCCACAGCGCAUUCCCGUCAAAGACUUUCCAAAACCCGCCAAUGUCAUUUUUCCUCUGAAAAUAGCGCUCGAAAGCCUUGUGCAGAACUGCCACGGCGUCAUUGAUACUGUCGCAGGAAUGGGUCCUUCGAUGGUGCUUGACCUUUCUACGUUCUCCUUUACGCCAAUGGUGCUUUACUCCCUCUUCAUGCUGGUCACAGUCAUGGUGGCGGCGACCGACCCAACGAAUACGUAUGGCCAAUGUCUACCAAGAGAUAGCUUUCGCAUUGAGGAAUACGGGUUGAAGCUCCGGCAAUUGACAUCUUCAGUAAAAGCUCUCGACCCAACCUUCAGUUGUUACACAACUCGCAUGAUAGACGCGACAGGUUGGCUUGAGCAAUGGUAUAUCGACUAUCUCGCUAUCCUCCGGCGAUAUGAGGCAAACCUGGCAAAUUAG
This is a messenger RNA of Didymosphaeria variabile, 1590 nucleotides long. RefSeq lists its product as uncharacterized. NCBI's taxonomy places the organism in Eukaryota, Fungi, Ascomycota, Dothideomycetes, Pleosporales, Didymosphaeriaceae. Gene Ontology annotation, cellular component: nucleus. The record is from RefSeq and is a predicted model, not a curated record. Gene Ontology annotation, molecular function: DNA-binding transcription factor activity, RNA polymerase II-specific; transcription cis-regulatory region binding; zinc ion binding. Bases 1 to 1590 code for a protein of 529 amino acids. The transcript has a single exon. Gene Ontology annotation, biological process: DNA-templated transcription; regulation of DNA-templated transcription.